CUCAUCCGACGUCCCAGAUCGGCAGAUCUCUUCUUGCACUUAAUCCCUUUUCCGUUACGAAACCCAUUAUCGGCGAUAUCUUCUUGCUUUCUACCAACGACAUGAUUUGCGCCAUUCAAUUCCUUUGAUUAAUUCCCGGAUAAUCAAUUUUAUGCGUUACGUUAGAAGAGUUAUCCUUCGAAAUAUUUCCCUACAUAAACCUCAACAGAGGGUAUCAUCUUCCCAGGUUUCUCUAUAUCUUUCUUCUGCAUACUCUCUCAAGACUAUUAGGUGCAAAAUUCGAAACAUCAGACAGCAGACAGCAGGGGAAAUGACUUAUAAUUGCCAUGAAAUGGAGCAGCUUAUUUGCAAAGAAGAUCUGAACCCUAUAAAUCUGAGCUCAUCUUCUCUAUAUUUAUGGAGAGCUUUUGGUGUGCCAGGAAUAUCUGGUGGUACCGACAUUCAUUGUUCUGGCUGCUUUUGUCCGAAUGAUGCAGUACUUCUCCAUGACAUUUCAAAACUGCUGAAACUCUCUCAAGAAAAUCCCAGUCCUCAAGCAUAAGGCGAUCAACCAGAUUUGUGAAAUUAAUGGAGGUAAAUCAUGCCAGAUUUGGGUAAGCCUCACCUAUAACUGGCACUAAGCUUAUUUGAAGGGUACUUGGUACAUUUCCAGUUAUUUUACCAGGUGAUAAUUGUUAUGAUAUAUGUUGGUGCCCCAUGUUCUUAUAUCACUAAAUCUACCUAUAUAGGUUAAACCCAACAUUAACUAAUCGAUGUUAAAUAAGCAUGAAUGAGUUUGAAUUCAAUUGUAUAAUUUAGUAAUGGUCAUUUGAGAACAUUAUAAUUUGAAAACCAUGCUUGCCUUCAAACAAUAAUAAUACCGAAUUAGCUUCAAUUAUACAAAGAUGAACCGGUAUAAAAAAGGAUUAAGAAAAAUUGUAGAAGUAUACACAUCUAGGAAGGCGUUAAGAAAGUGUAACCAGGUUAGGGAACGCAACUUGGGAAGGAGCUGUAACCAGUUAUGGUAAGUUAAUGUUAAUGAAGAUGGUUGUAAAUCCUUAGCUGUGCAUUUUGGUUAUAAAGUGACACAUCCAGGCAGCAAUAUGAUCACUUCCAAAGUCACGAUUAAUGUAUUAGUAUAACUCACCCAAGGCCUAUAUGUGUUCAAUUCAUUGUGUGCCCACGAUGAUAAAAUUGUGUUUUCUUUUCAGUCCAUUUUGCUGUCUUUAUGAUUUAGUUUACUCAUUAUCAAUUGUGAUGUGUAUACAAUGGAUAAUUUGUUCGUAAUAAGGUAGUUUUAUGGUUCUGAAAUUGACGAAUUAAAAUGUAUGUCGCCAUUUUCAAUUAAAAUGUUCGCCAGUUUAAGCCAAAACGUUUUUGGUUUGUCAGGUUGUUUUUUUGGUUAAUGUAUUGUCCCCAUUUGUGGUGGUCAUAGAUACGAGGUUGUGAAAAAUAUGAUCUGAAGCAAUAAUUUCAUUCUUCUUAAUAUUGUGGACUUAUCAGUUUAUUAACAUUGCACUUAUAUUCUUCUUCCUUA
Molecule: messenger RNA, 1516 nt
Organism: Papaver somniferum (opium poppy)
Lineage: Eukaryota; Viridiplantae; Streptophyta; Magnoliopsida; Ranunculales; Papaveraceae
Exons: 3
Coding region: 152-541 (129 amino acids)
Source: RefSeq, a predicted model, not a curated record